Messenger RNA from Pelobates cultripes (western spadefoot toad), 26619 nucleotides. The record is from the annotation of a GenBank genome assembly. Lineage: Eukaryota; Metazoa; Chordata; Amphibia; Anura; Pelobatidae.
AGGUGGCAUCGACCAGUCUGUGUUGAAAGAACUUCCUCCAGAACUGGUGGCAGAAAUUGAAUCAUCCAUGCCACUGUGUGAACGUGUUAAAAUGAACAAACGCAAGCGUAGCACAGUAAAUGAGAAGCCCAAGUACGCAGAGAUCAGCUCAGAUGAUGACAACGAGAGUGAAGAGGCCUUUGAACGUAUGUACUCUUAUCCCUGUCUGUAUUUGUGUGAAAAGCUUAGGCUAAACAUAGUUUUUAUACUUCGUAUAGUGGUCACAUUGUAGCUCACAUUUUUAUGUAAGUAUUUAAGACUAUCAAUAAUCCUUCUCGUUUAUAAGGAUUAAAGAAGUAUUAACCUCUAAUCUUGUGAAGAGUUGCGAAGAAGCACCGUAAAACUGGCAGUGUGCAUCUUAGUGUUUAUACAUUUGUUUAAAAUAUGAUUGAUUAAAUAUCUUUGCUUACAAUAAUUCUAGCAGUUAAAAUUUGCUAUCUAUUGUGUAUUCGAAAAACCCUGCAACAGUACAAAUGGGUGUGCAAUGAUUUAAAUGGGUGUAUUUACUCCAAAACAAAAUUGGAUUUACUGCACCCUUAUUAAUCUACAGUUUUAGGUUAAAGGGACAAGAUAUGUAGAUAAUGCAUCAAAAACUCGUUAAGAAAUUUGAAAUUGCACUUGAACAGGCUAUUGCUCCAGCUACUAGUCCAGUUACACCCAGAUGCAUCUGCUCUUGUCUAUUCUUAUAGUCACACUGUUAAAUAAACUAAGUGCAGCUGUACCAUGACUAUUAUUUGUUCGUAACACAGUUCGGUUUGCAAACAGUUCUGUGUGUUGUGGUAUGCAGAGCCGAUUUAAAGCGGCACUGUCAUGUCGAACUUACCUUUCCUCAAUCUCUUCCUCUUCUCCCCCUCUCUCAGGAUCUGUUCUUCUUUUCUUGCUGUCUUCUUUAGUUUUCUUUAAAAUCAUAAGACAAAGUAGGGACUCUUUGCCUUAUGGAGGUUUCCUCUGCUUUACCAUCUCUGACCAACAGAGGAGUAAAGUGUGCUUUAUUUACGCUGGUCAGAGCAAUUUUCCCAUAAUUCUUACCUUUCCUCUGUGUUCCCGCGAUGCUUCCUGUCAUUUUAGACGAAACUGUCGAAUUGCGUUCUAACUGAAUGAGAACAGUAUGUUCGUUUGUUUUAGAACGCAAUUCGGCACUUUAUUCGUGUCGGAAUUUCAUUCGAAUGAAUGAAACUCCGAUCCUAUUCGUGCUGUGGCUGCAUCUUGCAGCCGCUAAGUAGGUAACUCCCUAAUUCCCACGGUAUCAGGGAGUUAUCUACUAAAAGACUGAUAGACCUAAAAUGGUCUUUCAGCCACAUUUACUAAUACUAAGUAAAAAUUACUUAGUAUUAGUAAAUGCUUGCCCCUACUCGCUAUACCGCGAGUAGGGGCAUGUCUAGUAAACAGCGGGUGGGGUCCCCAAGUCAAAUUCCCCCCACCCCAUCAAAGGUGACUAGGGGUCCCCAAGCCCCUAGUCACCCACCCCCCCACCCAAAUAAAAAUACCCCUACCUACCCCCCUAAAAAAUAGUGAGGGGAGAAUAAAAUUACUAACCUGUAAAGUAAAAUUAAACUUACCAUUAGUCUUCUUUUUUCUAAAAUCUUCAUUUUUCAGCCCAAAAAAAGGCCAAAUAAAAAAACCAUCAUACCCGUCGAACUUAAAAUAAAAUAAAAAACCCGAGCGCAAAAAAAUAUAAUCCUUCACCCAUGGAGGGCUCCACGCAGACUGAGCUUUGCGGGGGAAGGCUUAUAAAGCCUUGCCCCACCCUGCAUUUAGGCUAAGAACACUGUGAUUGGUGGGUUUAAGCCAAUCAGAGUGCUCUUUGUUAUUUUACACAGCGUGGGAAAAUUCCAAAGAAUUUUCCCACGCUGUGUAAAAUGACACAGAGCACUGUGAUUGGAUGGCUUGAAAUCCAUCCAAUCACAGUGCUCUGUCAUUUUACACAGCGUGGGAAAGUUCUUUGGAAUUUUUCCACGCUGUGUAAAAUGACACAGAGCACGGUGAUUGGAUGGAUUUCAAGCCAUCCAAUCACAGUGCUCUGUCAUUUUACACAGCGUGGGAAAGUUCUUCGGAAUUUCCCCACGCUGUGUAAAAUGACAGAGCACUCUGAUUGGCUUAAACCCACCAAUCAGUGUUCUUAGCCUAAUUGCAGGGCGGGACAAGGCUUUAUAAGCCCCCGCCCUGCGGAGCUCAGUCUGCGCGGAGCCCUCCAUGGGUGAAGAUGGCAAGUUUAAUUUUACUUGACAGGUUAGGAAUUUUAUAACCCCCUCACUAUUUUUUAGAGUGAAGGGGGUAGGUAGGGGCCUUUUUAUUUGGGUGGGUGGGUGAUUAGGGGCUUGGGGACCCCUAGUAACCUUUUGGGGAGGGAGGGGGGAGGACGACGACAGUAGGUCCGGCCCCCCGCCCCCUCAUUGACAGUAUGGCCCCCACCCGCCGCCCAGGGGUGGGGGCAGGGGGGGUGGAGGACAGUAGGUCCCUCCCCUCAUUAUCAUUUGGCCCCCACCCGCUGCUCAAGGGUGGGGGCCGGGGGGGAGAGGACAGUAGGUCUCCCCCCCCCUCAUUAUCAUUUGGCCCCCACCCGCUGCUCAAGGGUGGGGGCCGGGGGGGAGAGGACAGUAGGUCGCCCCCAUCAUUAUGGCCGCCGCCCGGGGAGGGGGGGUGGGGGGUGAGAGGGGGAAGGACAUUAGGUCCCCCCCUCAUUAUCAUUUGGCUCCGAUCCGCCGCUCAAGAGGACAGUAGGUCCCCGUCCCCCCCAAUUGUAAUUUAUGGCCCCCACCCGCCUCUCAGGGGUGGGGGCCGGGGGGAGGACAAUAGGUCCGUCCCCCCUUAUUGUUAUUUAGGGCCCCCACCCGCUGCGCAGGGGUGGGGGCCGGAUAGGAGGGUUUUUUUUUCAGUGAGCCGCCACAGGCUGCUCACUGUUUAGUGGACAUGCCCCUACACGCGGUAUAGCGAGUAGGGGCAUUGGGGAGAUUUUAAUCUCCCUUAUGCUAUUAUGGGGGUCAUAUUGACCCUCAUAGAGUGAGGGGGGAACUGGGGGGCUUAGCACUGCUCCCUGCCCCUUCUAUUUUUACAUUUUUCAAGGAGGGAGCUGCGCAACGGUAGCUCCCUCCUUGUAAUAAACUGAACGAACAAACGAACACUGAUACAGUGUUAGUUUGUUCUUCUGAUUUUUCUAUUCAUUCAUUUCUCUGAUGAAUGAAUGAAUAGAUGAAAUUCCCGUUCGCAUGUCCAAGUGUUUAACUGGGCAUGUGUGGGCAGAUGACGUAUCCCACAGGGACUUCAUUUACCCACACAAAGAUGGCAGCGCCCUGAAUAUAGAUCGGGGCAGAAAAUAAAAAAUAAUAGGUAAUAUGGGGGGCUUAGGGGCAUUUGGGGGGGGACUAGGGGGUCAAUUGGAUAUAGUGGAGGCUGGUUACAAAAAAAGAAAAACGAGAUUCGGCAUGACAGUGCUGCUUUAAGUUGUAUGUGCACGCUACACACACUUGUUGAAUGGCAAGGAGGAAGUGCAUUUCUCCAGGGAGCAAUCUUAGUAGUUUGCAACAGUUUACAAAUUGCUGCACUUUUAAGUCACUCUGGACACUGGAACAAAGACAUGGACCAGGAAUGUUACAAAGUUAUGACAUUUAGAGUGCAAUCAGGAUUGGAAAAAAGCGCUAGGUCACAGAUUUACUUUUAGGUCCAAAUACAGUAUUUCUGUUUGAUUUCUUGAUUAUGCAUCUUUCUAACAUUUGCUUUCAGCAUCCAAGAAAAGGCAGAAAAAAGAUAGACGUGAUGAAGAUUGGCAAUGUGGAGAACGUGAGAGGAGAAGCUCUGGUGACCACCGCCGCAGUGGGAAUGACAGUCGACGUAGUAGUCGCUACCGUGAUCGUAGCCCAGAGGACUCUGAAAUGGAAGAUUCUCCACCUCCAAGUCUAAGUGACGGCAAGUCUACAGCUCAAAACAUUUUUUAUUUUGCAGUCAUCUAAUGAAAUGGGCAAAUAUUUCCUAAACACAAGCAGAUUUAAUAACCCAGGUUUUGUAGUUGGAGCUAGAAAUUUUAUUUUCAAGUUUGCAAAUAGUUUAAUAAUGGAUUUGUCUGUAUUGAGAUGCUGUUUAUAAAUUAUAUCUAGUCUGUACAAUAAUAAACCUUCUGUAAAUGACAGUGGCCCGGAGAAUGAAGAAAAAGGAACGUCAGAAGAAAAGGAAAGCGUACGAGCCCAAACUAACGCCUGAAGGUAAGAAAUAUGUUAUUGAGAAACAGUGGUAUAGGGUUCUACUUUGUGGUAUCUAAAUGAUGUGUUAAUAUGGAAUAACAAGUUUUAAACUUGCUAGAGAUGAAUAGGCAGAAGGUAACAAAUAUCACUCUUUGCAGACGCCAAUGUGUUGGUAUGAAUUCACCCCGAUUGGAAUCGUUGGAGAGGAUUGCUCUACAUAGAGAAAUUUUCCUAAGCAGUGUCAAUUGUAUUUUAGGGGCAGAGGUGGGAUGGAUAUGAGGAUUAUUAGUAUAAUAAGUCUCUAAUCAUGGCGGAUGGCUGGAUAGUGUGUUACCUCAUGAUAAUUAUUUGUUGCUUUGGGUGCUGUUAUCUCUUAAGGUGAACAUGUAAUUUGAAUAACUGUUUCAGUGCAAGAAUAUUGAUGGCAUACAGAAAAAUUAAACAUUAAUAACAAUCAAUUCCAGCUACUGUUGUAAACCUUUGCUCAAAGGGAUUUUUAUACAUAACUAUCACUAACACCAUAACUAUCACAGCGUAUUGUACUGGUAACAGUGCAAGGACACUUUGAGCGCAGUCCUCAUUUUUCCGAGCAUAAAAUUUUUGCAAACCACUAUUUCCCUAAGACGCAUAAAAGCGCCAAGUAGCCACCGGGGAGGUCUGUCAUUCCCUCUGUAGUUUCAGUUACUUCUCCUUUAUCCACAUUUAUGAAUUACCAUCUUCAAAAACGUUACUCCGGUUCCAUCUUUUGUUAAAGAUUUUAGUCAUUUAUUGAAUUGUUUAAAACGGAAAAAGUUAUUCAUGGCAAUCUAUAGCAACAUUCCUUUUUUAAAUGAUCCACUUUUACCUGAAUUACAAGCCUUGACAUGGUUAAAAUAUAUGGAAUUAGCCCUUACACAUAAUUUUCUUUUAAAAAGAAAUUUUCUUUACAGCCGCAAGGAGCAGCGAUGAGAGCCAGCUUUGCACCUUCAAAUGCCAAUCUUUGUAUGGGCUCUUUUGAUGAGCCUUAUAUUUGGCAGAAUAAUCCUGCAACAUGGCUUUCUAUCGCUGCUUCAUUGACGAUAUUUUAAUUUGGUAGGGUGAGCCCAUUAUAAUCUAACAGUUUAUUUCAUGGAUUAAUGCAAUUGUUUUGGUAUUUCCUUUACAUACAUAAAGGGCACUACAAAUAUUAAGUUUCUUGAACGAUUAUCAGAAACCACUUAAUCUGGAUAGAUAGGCAAUAUUUGGUCUUCAGAAUCCUGCUGUCGCUGCUAAUUUACAACUUAAUCCGAUACCAGUCAUAUUAGAAAUUUAUAUUUAAGAGCUGCAAAACCAUCCAAUAAUAUUUAGAAACCAAAAACCCUUCAAUUAGAUCGUGAGUAGAAUUUUGCCUGAUUCUGAUGACCAGUCUUUGUAUAUCAAUUUUGUAUAGUACAUUUUUUUGUAUAUUUGUCCAAUAUAAUAUUCAUAUUGACCAUACAAAUUUAUGGUUAAUAAUACAAUUAUUUGUUUAGUAUCCAGUAUAAACACUGAGCCUUUGAUUAUUUGCUUUGUAUUAUUGCUUUAUAUCGUGCCCCUUGCACCAUAGUGUUAAAAAUGUAUUUACCUUAGAGUAUCACACUAUACCAGGCAUAGGCAAGCUGUGCACUGCAGAUCUUUUGGACUACACCUCCCAUGAUGAUUUGCCAGCAUUAUGGGUGUAAGAGAAUUAUGGAGGAUGCAGUCCACAACAACUGGAGUGCCAAAGGUUGCCUAUCUCUGCACUAUACCUUUAAGACUAUCCUUAAUAAUAUUAGGGCUAUAUAUAUAUGGAAAAAGUCGAAUUGAUUACAUUUUUGGCAUGCUGAAGUAUGGAACAUUGGUGUCUGAAUAACAUCUUAUUGCAGCAUACAUUUCUCCCUCUGAGACUUAUUCUUACCAAUGGAGGACUAACCUUGAAUUGGCUAUACCACAUUUGGAGUAUAAGGAUUAUACCAUCUUUUCCUUACAUAUAUUUGUGGUCUUUAUAUAUCUCCAUGACCUUAAGGACGUCCUCAAGUGACUAUUGUUUUACCUUUCAACCUACCAGCAUACCAGCUUAUUUCAGCAAGUUUUACCAGGUUAUAUUCACUUGUUAGCUAUUUUCAUUGGAGAACACUAGUCCAAAUGUAUUCAUUUUGUAACUCGUUAUGUAGCGGUUAUAAAAUAUGGAAUAGUGUUUGCUACAUUUUUAUGCUUCUACAAUUUUAAUGGCUUUAAAAUUGUAUCCAUUUUUAGUAGCUAUGGAAGUUGCCUAUACAUAUGUUUAUUUUAAUUCUAUUAGUGAAUACAUUCCAUGUACUUUUGCACAAUCUUUUUUUAAAAUUAUUAUUAAAACCCUAGCUCAUCCGAUGUCCCAGAGCACAGCUGCGACUACAUUUUAACUAUAGAUAGCUUUGGAUCGCAGUAAAAAUGACUCUUGUGUGUCAGUAAAGAUUUUUUUAUUCCGUAUUUUGUAUUACAUUUUAGCAGAAAGGUGUGGUGUUAUCAAAUAAAUGUUUCUACUAUAUUUUCCUUACUAUAGAAUUGAUGGACUCCUCCACAUUCAAAAGAUUUUCUUCAGCUGUAGAAAAUAUUUUGGACAAUUUGGAAGACAUGGAUUUCACAGCAUUUGGUAAGGUUUCUCUUAUGUUAAAAGCAGUAUUUGUAAGUUUAAAAGGGAGCUAUUCAAAAUGUGAUUUAAAUUUAUUUUUAUAUAAGAAAAGUUUAUUAAAAUUACAAAGGUUGCUUAGUAACUUGUAAUGUUUGUGUUUGUCUUUUCUUCCAUUUUUCUUGUCUGUAUUAAUCAAGGCUGUAAGUGUGUAUCUCCUAUGGCUGACUUUGUUUUUAAAUUCUUUCCUGUUCAAUAGAUCACAGCUACAGGCACACCUGUCAUUCAUCUCUUGAGUAGCUCAUUCUGAUCUUUGGGUUCUAUUCCUAUCACUUAAAUAUCUGAUGGGCAAGGAUUUAAGGGAUUAAGCAGUUCACCCUCAAAGAGCAGUUCCACUCAUCACUUGAUGAGCAGAACAUCUUUUUAAACUGAUCAGUUGUUAGUUCAGUUAAAAUAUUGCCUGAUUCAUUGUUCACAGAGCCUGUGAAGAAAGAUAGUCUUCCCCUAAUUUUGCUUGUUGUGUUUGGUAUGUCUGAUGGCGAUAAGUGGGCAUUCAGGAUACCUGAUGGACAGCUCUGUGGGCAUAGAGCUGCAGCAUUUUUUUUUACAAAUUAAACUGGUUUUAAUAUAACACUCUUACAGGAUAUGCAUGAAGGCCUAUAUUUUGUGUGUGUGUGUGUACACAGUGUAUAUGUACAAGUAUACACAAGUACAUACAACAAUAUACAUAUAAAUACAACCAAAUGCCCAAAUAUAUGUACAUCCACACCUAAACAUACAUCCACACACAAGCACCAAUACAUGUACCUACACAUACAUAGACCUAUGUAUAUGUACACAUACAUGUAUUCAUGUAUAUAUACACUUUAUACACACACAUACAUAUGUGUGUGUAUACGCAUACACAUAAACAUAUCCAUAUACAUGCACAUGAACUCAUAUACACAAAUAUGAAUGCACAGUCACAUAUAUAAGCAUACAUGCAUAAAAGCAUAGGUCUACCCAUAGUAUUUUCUAUAUAGAUAUAAUAAACAUAUCAUUGAAAUGCAUUUUAAAGUUUUGAUACAUAUGACAGAACAGUAAGAUAAUGCUGAGGGAGUGUUCAUGUAAAGUGUUGGUAUUGGGACAGGAAACCCAAAUCAAUAUUUAGUCCUCUAUUCUUGCUGUAAAACAAUUGGAUCAUUUUGGCUUCAAAUGUUUUUCUUUCAGUACUUUGAUUUUUGAGUCCUUCAUUAAGUGGCAAGGCUGGGUAAAAUGGUUUCCCACAGGAGUGCAGUAGGAUUCUUCUUUGUGGUGUUUAAUGGAGUUUCUGUGCAUAUUCAUUCUGCCGUUUAAUUUCUCUCUCUCGUCCUUCGCUCUGUGAUCUUCACAACAAGAUAUUUACGACCCUCUGCGAGAAUGGGGUCUAUUUUCUUUUACACCUGUGUCUUAUCUGCACUCAUGUCCUUUAACCCCUGUAUCUCAACUCAACUUUGAAUUCUAUGUGUCGUCUUGCUCAGAAAUGAUUUAGACUUGAGAAAGGGAGGUGCUCCUGAAAGCUUGUCAUUAAAAAAUUGUUAGUCCAAUAAAAAAGAUAUAACAAGGUACAAAUGUAAUUUUUUUUUAAAAAAAAUACAUUUAUAAAAAUCUAACAUGUAUCAAAAACGGUUUUUAAUUAAGAUUCAUGUACAUCUGUGUGCGACAUGUUGAAGCUUUAUAACUAAAAUCAUUUGUAUGUUUUUUUUGUGACUAUAUAAUCCUUAAAAUCUCUAGGUAAGUUUGUUUAUCCCGAUUAGAGAUUACUACUGCAAAAUCUUCUAAAUCGGCCCUUAAAAAUUUUAAUUCUUGAUUGGUUUUCAGGUGAUGAUGAUGAGAUUCCGCAAGAGCUCCUCCUGGGCAAACAUCAGCUUAGUGAGCUGGGGAGUGAGUCUGCUAAAAUUAAAGCUAUGGGCAUUACGAAUAAGGUAAACUGAAUGAAAACAGAAGGCAUGUGAUGUCCUUGUUGCUCUUUACCAUGCACCUUAUAAUUCCAUUAAUGUCUGUAGUACCUUGUACAUCAUCAUUAAUUGUAUUUCUCAUUUGCAUCAGAUCUCCUCUGAAAAAAUGGUCAAGUUACUAGGAAUUCUUGAAAAGAACAUUCAGGAUGGUUCUAAGCUUUCAACAAUGAUGAACCAUGUAAGUGCCCUCCUUCCUCCCCGGUAUAAAAAAAAAGUUUAAAAGGUACAUUUCAGUAUCUUUUACAGUGAGCCCAAAAAUGUUAUUGUCAAUAGUGUACAAAAUUAUGUUCAGAUGUUUUGUGUCGCAUUGUGGAUUAUUGUAGUGAGGUAUCCACAGUAAGUAUUAUUGAGAAUAAACAGAUCUUUUUUCUCAAUGAUGCUUACUGUCAUGUCUCAUGGUGCUCUUUGGUGUGUUUAAAGUGUCUAUCAUUGUCUGGGAUAUUUGUAUAUAUUGUAUCACAGUACAAAGAAGAAUCUUCAGGCACUAGCAGUGUGCAAACAACAAACAGUUUUAUUGGAUUAAAAUCGUGACAGACUAACGUUUCAAUGUUCUAUAAGUUCUUUGUCAAGCGUCAAACACAUGUUUGUCACUAUUUUUGAUUUAAUAAAACAAAGCAUUUACUGGUUCUCCUUCAAUGCCAUGGGACCGGUUCUUAUCCUGACAUGUUCAAGGAAAUAUAGGUAUUUCAAUCUAUCAAAUCUGAAAGGAAUUUGAUGCAUAAGCAGCUAUAUAAGGGCUACUUUAUGUUAGACACCACAGUUUUAUUUGCACAGUGGUCUCCGUUGCAUAAGAGCGUACAUGCACACAGUCGUUUAAAAAUAAAAAUAAAUUAAUAUUUUGUAUGGCUCAAAAUAUGAAAUGAUUGUUAGAGCACUGUGAGUAUAUUGAUGAUUUACAUCAAUUCACUUGAAAACGAGAGAAAUAUCAAUGUAUCCUUCCUGGUAAAAUAUUUUAUGAAUAAAUUAAUCUCAGAAAUGAGCACGUGUUGGGAGUUAAAUGUUUUAGCAGAUUAGGAAAAUGAUUUCUAGAUCAAAACAAGCUGUGGAUUCAGUGCUGGUGUGCUGAUACGAUGCAGUUUAUUUACUUGUUGAAAUGGCAAUUACAUGGCAAUUCUUCUUCAAUUCCCUAGAAUAAUGAUGCAGAAGAUGAGGAAAAACUAUGGCGAGAUCUGAUUAUGGAACGAGUGACAAAAUCUGCGGAUGCCUGUUUGACGGCAAUCAACAUUAUGACUUCACCUAGCAUGCCGAAGGCAGUGUAUAUAGAGGAUGUAAUAGAACAUGUUAUUCAAUACACUAAAUUCCAUCUACAAAACACACUUUAUCCACAAUACGACCCUGUCUAUAGGUUGGAUCCCCAUGGAGGUGAGUGAUAUACUGCAGUCAGCUGACUGAAUCUUGUCAAGCUAUUGAAAAUUUAUGAUAAUGUGAAUGCUCUAUUACAUUUAAUAGGGGAGAACAACCGCCUCCACCUAAUUUAUCAGUAACUGCACAGUCAAAUUCACGUUUGAAGUUAUUGUGAUGUGCUUGUAGAGUUGUGUUUUCAGCUCUUGACGUUUAACUUUUAAUUUUGCCUGUUCUGAUGCAGGGGGCUUAAUGAGUUCUAAAGCGAAACGAGCAAAGUGUUCGACCCACAAGCAGAGAGUCAUUGUGAUGCUCUAUAAUAAAGUGUGUGACAUUGUGGCCAGCUUAUCUGAACUGUUGGAAAUACAGCUGCUUACAGACACCACUAUACUUCAGGUAAUAUGAUGCAUGCUCUCUUACAUUACGGCAAAAAAACACCUUUGCCACAUUCCUUGAAGGCUUUUAGAAAUGCUACUUUCCACAUGCAAUUAAUUUAUUUUCUAGUUCAGGAUUUAACCACUAAUAAAAAGUGAAUCUUGUAUGUUUAGCUACUAUUUGAUUACCGUUGCUGCUUACACUGGUAUUAUUGUUUCCCUCUAAAGGUGUCGUCCAUGGGGAUUACUCCAUUUUUCGUGGAAAAUGUAAGCGAACUGCAGCUCUGCGCCAUCAAGUUGGUCACUGCGGUAAGAAUGUACUAUGUUUUUUUUCCCCCUGUGUUUAUAGAUAUUUUCUUGAUCUGCGUUUGAGUUGGCCUUAUAAGGUUUUUGGUUACGUGUCUAGAAGUCUGUGGUAUUGCAUUGUACAUCUCCCUGAUUCCCUGCACAGGCUUUAACUCACCUUUAUUUCUACCUCAUGCUACUUGAAACUGAAUCAUUUUUUGCCAAUUUAACUUUGCUUUCAUUUAUUUGUAUAGAUGCCAUUUAGUGUGAUUAUAGAUGUAUUUAUUGCGUCAUUUAUUGCUUUCGGUCCAGAAUUUUAUUGUACCCAGUGUUUAAAUCCAGAAUUCCAUGAAGCACACGAUCACAAUAUUAAAAUGUCUGUUUUUUUUUUUUAAAUUAAAUUUACGGUUACACAUUAAACAUUUACUAGUUUUCUCAUUUGUGAUCUCACUCAAAUACAUGCAGACUGCAUGUGUAGGGCUACAAAACAGAAAAUCUCACCCGUUUAUCCAAUAUUUUCUGUUUCUGUUAGUUUUAUAUAUAGUUGCAGUAUUCAUUCUCCUUAUCCAUACAUGUUAUUUUAAAUAAAUGAUUGUUUACCCUGGAUAUGCUGGAAGUGUUCAAAAAAUAAAACUCUAACUGUCCAAAGGGUGUGAUCUGGGAUCCAGAGUGGCUUCAAGUAAUUAAAUGCCGAAAGAUGGGUUGGGUAUAUAGCUUUUGGCACUCCCGUCACAUACAAUUGGAAACCGGUUUCAAUUACUUGUCCUAUGUUCUUGUAGGUAUUUUCCAGGUACGAAAAGCAUCGGCAGCUCAUUUUGGAAGAGCUGUUCACAUCUCUUGCAAGACUACCAACUAGUAAAAGGAGCUUGAGAAAUUUCAGGUACUCAUACUCCACAAAAUGUAUUUUUUCAUGUUAAGUCACUGCAUGCAAUAUUAUUUUUGGGGUGUAUUGGUGCUUAUUAGUUUUUAUAGUAUAUGUAAAAAAAAAAAAAAAAAACUUCUCGCCCUGUAAUGAAGGUUCAAUUAACUUGUAUAAAUAAAAAUCCUGUCCUAUUGUGUUUUAUACCCCACCUCCUCUAGACUGUAAGCUCUUUUGAGCAGGGUCCUCUUCAUCAUAUUGUUCCUGUAGGUUUUUGUAAUUGUAACAUUUAUUGUUAAAACUCCCUCUCCUAUAAUAUUGUAAAGCUCUACGGAAUUUGUUGGCGCCAUAUAAAUUGGCGCCAUAAUAAUAUGAUUGAAUGCUUUAUCAGGUUAAACAGCAGUGAUGACGAUGGAGAAGCAAUGUACAUUCAGAUGGUGACAGCCUUGGUCUUACAGCUCAUACAGUGUGUGGUCCAUCUACCAUCAGAUAGAGACAAUGCAGAGGAAGAGUCAUCGAACAAAAAAGUAAUACUUUUACAGAUUAUUUAUAUUUUGAUUGUUUUAAUUUUGUUUGUUUCAUAAUGUCUUCUGUGUCUCCAGGUUGACCAAGAUGUGUUCAUCACAAACUCCUAUGAAACAGCCAUGAGAACAGCACAGAAUUUUCUCUCAAUUUUCUUGAAAAAGUGAGUUAUUGGUGCUUGCUUUGAUCAUGUUGUGAUUUCUACCGCUAACGAAGUACUGAAUUAACCAGUUACAUUGAGGAAUUCCAAACCCUCUGACAACAUAGCAGCUCUUCUAUGUAAAAUUUGGAUUUAAGUGAGCAUUUUCCAAAAGUUUUACAGUAUAUUCCCCAGGUGUGGAAGCAAACAGGGGGAGGAGGACUACAGGCCACUGUUUGAGAACUUCGUUCAGGACCUUCUUUCUACAGUUAACAAACCAGAGUGGCCUGCUGCAGAACUGCUCCUCAGCUUACUGGGAAGACUUCUGGUAAGGCUUUAUAAUCUAGACUUUAAUUAUAUUCUCAUGUAUGCAGUCUAAAUCCAUACAUUUUUGCAUGAUUUUUUUUUCUCUUCUCCAAAGCAAUCCAUGAUAAAAUUCUUUAUUUGUAUGUUCUAACCCCCAGGGUUGUAGAUAUUUUAAUGUAAGUAAUUUCUGUGAACACACUGGUUUAAAGAAUAAUAUAGGGCACUAUAAAUUGGCGACACAUCACAGUGCUCAAUUAAAGUAGUGUGAUAAACUGAAGUACUUACGGCAGAAAGCGAGAUUAAACAAAUUAAAUUACCUACAAAGGAAAAUAAAGCAUGUAAUGCUCAAGGAUUUUGUGAUGCAAGCAAUUAGAUAUCUUUUAAAUUAAAGGGACUAGUCACCAGAACCACUACAACUUAAUGUAGUUGUUCUGGUGUUUAUAGGAUGUACCUUCAUGCUUUUUAAUAUAAAAGCUGACUUUUAAAAGAAAAUGCAGUGUUUACAUUGCUGCUAGUAACACCUCUAGUGGCAGUCACUCAGAUGGCCACCAGUGGUGGUUCCUAUCUCAGUGCUUCACACAACGCCUACCUUCAGACGCUGAACGUUCUCCAUAGAUAUGCACCGACUGAAUGCAUUUUUAUGAGGAGAUGCUGACCGAUGCAGCGUGGUGUCAAACACAUGCCGAAUAGCUUCCUAGUAGGAAAGCAAAGUAUUGGCUGAAAUCAUCAAGAUGGGGGGGAGGGAGUGAUUAAAAACAAUUUCCCCUGUGAUUGGAGGGGGGCUAAUCACCUAAAUAAUGCAUGUCUUUAUUCUUGACACUUUAGUAUUCCUUUAGGUGUUUUGUAUACUAUACAUUGUGCGAGAGGGAUAAUCUGUUCCUUAUUGCAGUGCCUAGUAGGAUAAGGUUGCUCCCCAACCUUCAAUGUGAAUGCAACCUGGAAGUGGCUGAGAUAAACAGAAAUAUAAUUUUAAUCACACUUUUGCCUUUGUCCGCACAAUGUAUAGAUGGAAAAGGUAACUGAUACAGGACUUUGUUUUUGCACUGCAACUUUAAGCACAUUAACUCAUUGCAGCUUUCCCUACUUCCUACCCACCUAUUCCACACAUCCUAUUAAAACCAGCUCCAAAAGUAUAAAAAGAUCUCCAAACUUAAACAGAAUUUUGAGAACAAAUAUGCAAAUUUAAGUUAAAAUGCUUAAGCUGUUGAUAGAGUUGUAUUUGAUCCUAAGCACUCUAUGAUUCCACUCUGUGAAACCAUAAUGAUCUAGUGGUUUUUUUUGUGAUUUAUUUAUUUAAUUUAUUCUAGAUAAAAUAGUUCUUGUCUUAAUGUAAAAAAUAUACAAGUAGGAACAAGGAAUGAUUUUAAUGAUCCAUUAAGAGUCCACAACUUAGAUAUAUAAUGCAUUUUUUAAUUGUUGUGUAGGUGCAUCAGUUUAGUAACAAGUCGACGGAGAUGGCACUCAGAGUAGCUUCUUUGGAUUAUUUGGGCACUGUGGCUGCAAGGCUCAGAAAAGAUGCAGUUACCAGCAAAAUGGACCAGGGAUCAAUCGAUCGGAUCCUUAAACAGGUAACCUGAAUUAUACUGCAUUACUUUGACUUACGUGACCGAUCUACACAGAAAGCAUAACCACUUUGAACAUAUAAGAAAAUGGACUACAAAUUAUCACUUUUAAAUUCAAUCUUAUUUUAUAAUAUACUCAAAUAUUUGUUUUGUUCCCCUUAACAGUUGCACUCUUCUACUGGGGGCAUCAACACCCAUCUGUGCAGUUUAAACCUGCUUCGGUAGAAUGUAUAGCAGUUUACUAUAAACUCUAUGGCAUCGCAAAUAUUACCCAGAAAUCACUUUGCUAAAAUCACUAGUUAGAAACAGAAGCUGAGGUUUCUUCAUUGCAGUCAAAGUAUUUAUAGCUCCCACCUUCUUUUUUUAACUGUUUUGUUAAUAAAUGUAAUAACCUGGCCAUAGUUAUCCCAUUUUUCUAAUAAACAUGGUAAAUUUCCACACAAAUGAUUAUGGCGGUCUUCAUUACCUUUAACUGUUUUUUUCUUUUUGUGCAGGCCCCAAAAGGUGAGGAUGAAAUUCAGCAGCUCCAGAAAGCCCUACUAGAUUAUUUGGAGGAUAAUACAGAGACUGAUCCAUCACUAGUGGUAAGUUUUGCCAGCUUUCAAUCAUUUCGAUUGGGCUAUUAAAUUACUAUAUGCGAAUGAUCCUUUCAAAAGACACAAAGUUGGUAAAAACUUUUCCUAAACUGUUCACAAACUCCUUUCCUUCAGUUUUCUAGAAAGUUUUAUAUAGCCCAGUGGUUUCGGGACACUACAAUGGAGACUGAGAAAGCCAUGAAAUCCCAAAAGGACGACGAUGGAUCUGAUGGAGCUCAUCAUACAAAAGAAAUUGAAUCCACGGGUGAUAUUAUGCAGCGAGCAGAGAAACGCAAAAAGUUCCUCAGGAACAUCAUUAAAACAGCGCCAUCUCAGUUUAGCACUUUGAAGUAUGAUUUUCACAUUAUUUACCUUUGCUCUUCCUCUAGGUUGAAUUAUAUGUUUAUAACUCCAUGUCUUAUUUCCCUCCAGGUCAAGCUCAGACACUGUGGACUAUGAUGAUGCUUGUUUAAUUGUACGAUACUUGGCCUCUAUGAGGCCGUUCGCUCAGAGCUUUGAUAUUUAUUUGACUCAGGUAAAGGCUCUGAUUAAAAUUUUUACUCCGUUCCUGUGUGUGUCUUGCUAGAGGCUCAUUAAAAAGGCAGUAAUUCCAGAUAUAAAUAUCUCUUUCUAUAUAAGAUGACCCUUGUGUAAAUGGUACUUGGUUGGCAUACAACAAGGCACUGUUCUUUCUUUUUAAACUUUUUAGUUUAGGUUUUUUUUUUAAAUUAAUUAUGGUCUCAUAUUUUGAUUUUUCCACAGAUUCUGCGGGUACUUGGGGAGAAUGCUAUUGCAGUUAGAACAAAAGCCAUGAAAUGUUUAUCCGAAGUAGUUGCUGUAGAUCCCAGCAUUCUUGCAAGGGUAAGGCUGAGGUUUAAUAGUGCAGGUUGUUCUGCUGCUCUUUAAAACACCUUUUAGUGUGUGGUUUAGGUAACCUCUAGUUGUUCCUUUCCUUCAGCUGGAUAUGCAGAGAGGAGUUCAUGGGAGGCUGAUGGAUAACUCAACCAGUGUUCGAGAGGCAGCUGUGGAGCUUCUUGGUCGGUUUGUGCUGUGUCGACCUCAGCUUGCAGAGCAGUAUUAUGAUAUGCUGAUUGAGAGAAUUUUGGUAAGUAGACGGGAAAGAUAAUCUUAAUCAUCACUAGGUGCUACUGUGAUAAAAUUCAAAUACUUAAUUAUUGGAGGGAAUAACAGUGUGUUAGCUGAGUGAUUGCUAGCUAAUACUGUGAUAGCUCACUAAUCUCAUUCUGUUAUUGGAGGGAAUAACUGUGUUUUUGAGUGAUUACUAGCUAAUACUGUGAUAGUUCACUGAUCUUCUUCUGUUAUUGGAGGGAAUAACUGUGUUAUCUGAGUGAUUGCUAGCUAAUAAUGUGAUAGCUCACUGAUCUAAUACUGUUAUUGGAGGGAAUAACUGUGUGUUAUCUGAGUGAUUACUAGCUAAUACUGUGAUAGCUCACUGAUCUCAUUCUGUUAUUGGAGGGAAUAACGGUUAUCUGAGUGAUUGCUAGCUAAUACUGUGAUAGCUCACUGAUCUCAUUCUGUUAUUGGAGGGAAUAACUGUGUAUUUGAGUGAUUACUAGCUAAUACUGUGAUAGCUCACUGAUCUCAUUCUGUUAUUGGAGGGAAUAACUGUGUGUUAUCUGAGUGAUUACUAGCUAAUACUGUGAUAGCUCACUGAUCUCAUUCUGUUAUUGGAGGGAAUAACGGUUAUCUGAUUGCUAGCUAAUACUGUGAUAGCUCACUGAUCUAAUACUGUUAUUGGAGGGAAUAACUGUGUUAUCUGAGUGAUUGCUAGCUAAUAAUGUGAUAGCUCACUGAUCUCAUUCUGUUAUUGGAGGGAAUAACUGUGUUAUCUGAGUGAUUGCUAGCUAAUACUGUGAUAGCUCACUGAUCUCAUUCUGUUAUUGGAGGGAAUAACUGUGUUAUCUGAGUGAUUGCUAGCUAAUAAUGUGAUAGCUCACUGAUCUCAUUCUGUUAUUGGAGGGAAUAACUGUGUUAUCUGAGUGAUUGCUAGCUAAUACUGUGAUAGCUCACUGAUCUCAUUCUGUUAUUGGAGGGAAUAACUGUGUUAGCUGAGUGAUUGCUAGCUAAUACUGUGAUAGCUCACUGAUCUCAUUCUGUUAUUGGAAGGAAUAACAGUGUGUUAGCUGAGUGAUUGCUAGCUAAUACUGUGAUAGCUCACUGAUCUCAUUCUGUUAUUGGAAGGAAUAACAGUGUGUUAGCUGAGUGAUUGCUAGCUAAUACUGUGAUAGCUCACUGAUCUCAUUCUGUUAUUGGAAGGAAUAACAGUGUGUUAGCUGAGUGAUUGCUAGCUAAUACUGUGAUAGCUCACUGAUCUCAUUCUGUUAUUGGAGGGAAUAACUGUAUUUGAGUGAUUACUAGCUAAUACUGUGAUAGCUCACUGAUCUCAUUCUGUUAUUGGAGGGAAUAACUGUGUAUUUGAGUGAUUACUAGCUAAUACUGUGAUAGCUCACUGAUCUCAUUCUGUUAUUGGAGGGAAUAACUGUGUAUUUGAGUGAUUACUAGCUAAUACUGUGAUAGCUCACUGAUCUCAUUCUGUUAUUGGGGGGAAUAACGGUGUGUUAUCUGAGUGAUUGUUAGCUAAUACUGUGAUAGUUCACUGAUCUCCUUCUGUUAACUGUAGAGGAAAGCAGUGUGUUAGCUGAGUGAUUGCCAGCUUCUGCUGUGAUAGCUCACUGACUUCAUUCCAUUACUGGAGAGAAUGACAGUGUGUGAUCUGAGUGAUCACAAGCUACGUGUGAUAUAACUCACCUUUACAUGGAAUCAGUGAUAGGUUCCUUUAGGUGUCAAUGAGCUAAUGCAGAGAUAGCCUUAACUUGUUAUGUUUGUAGUCUGGCCGAUCUGCAGCUUCCCAAAAAUUAGUAAGUGACAAAAGUCAAGUCGGAAAAGAUUUCAUUUCUGCACAUGUCGUUACUUUGGGGAUUUAGCGGAGUAAAACUUACCAGUGCAAUAGACAAAGUGUUGGACAUAGGAAAUGUAACAAAAUAACAACUGCAACCACUGUAUGGUGGAUCCGUAAUCCACAACUAAUGUAAACAGCAGGAAAAAUUACAGGCUGCACAAUAACGGCAAUCUAAAAUCAGAGAUUUAUUGUCAGACCUACACAUUUACAACCUUUCAUCUCACAGCCUUAAUCAUGUACUCAUACAUGAUUAAGGACAUGAUGCUGAAACGUAUGGGUUUUUAAAAGUGUGUUUUUUCGGUUUUUUAAUGUCUCAUCUGACAAAUUUCUGAUUUGGGAUUGUUGCUACUGCAGAGCUUGUACAUUUCCUGCUGAGUAAAAUGUGCUGUAUUUUUCUGCACUUGAACUUAUUUUACAAAAUCCAUACAACACUGCAAUUUGUGUCUGAAAAAUACACAAGAAAAAAAAAUUAUAUUUCCAUUUCAAACCAAUUGCUUUAAAUAAAAAUAAGAUCGUUGCUUUUUAGGUACUUCAGAUAAGGUAGGAAUAAAAUCUACCAUUCUCAUAAAAGUAAAUAUUUGCUCUUUUUAACAGCAACUUUAAAAUGAGUUACUUUAAAAAAAAGAAAUGGAAAUCGUUCUAAUAUUAAAUGAAAGCAUAGGGGGUUGUCUGUCAAGUACAACAAUUCUGUUCACAAUAUCUGGUUCCUAAAACUUGAAUAACAAGCUAUUGUAUGAAUAAAGGUUUUCAUGAUUGUUCCAUUCUUGUCUGUGUGCAGGACACUGGUAUCAGUGUAAGGAAAAGAGUAAUAAAAAUCUUAAGAGACAUUUGCUUGGAGCAACCAACAUUUCCAAAAAUCACUGAGAUGUGUGUGAAAAUGAUCCGCAGAGUGAAUGAUGAGGAGGGCAUUAAGGUAAGAAGAAAAGAAAAAAAACAUUUUUGCAUAUAUCAUUGCUGCACAGUAAAACCACCAAAAGGGGUAUUUUGUCUUGCAUACCUUUUGUUUAAACCAGAGAACUUUAUUUUAAUGACAUUCAGUGUAUUCAUGAAAGGUGAGUGAGCACAGACUAAAUUUGACCAAAGUAACAGACUUAUUUCUACAAAUCAACCAAAUGAGAUGAUUUUUUCCCUCCUUUCAUUUAGUUAUUUUGCCCCAAGUUUUGAAAGAUUGUUCAUGAUCUGCCAUCUAUUUAAUCGAUUUUUUUUGAAUUUUCAGCCAUUUCCACACUAUUUGAAAUAUUAUAUCACAUGUCUCAUUUAGAAAAAUGUUCAUGUGUCCAUCUGACCUGCUCUUCCUAAUUUUCUCAUAGUGUACAUUUAAUAAACAAGUAGUAGUACAGAUAUUUGUUUCUGUAAGGACCUUUUUCUCUCUAAAAAAAAAAAAUUUACAGGCAUUUUUAAAUCCUUUCUAUGACUAGCAUUCUAUUUUCUGCAUUAAUUUCUCCUCUUUGUGCUCUUGUAUAAGAAUGUUUCUCACAAACACUGUCUGCACAAUUAAUUUUCCUCAUUUUCCAUGAUUAUAUAUGUGUAUUCUCUCUCUCUCUCUCUCUCGUGAGGUCUCAUUUUGAAUUUAUAUACCGUACCCCCCACCCCUUCCCACAUGAAAUGUGUGCAGAUUAAUAAUGUCUACAUGUAAUGGAAGUAAAAUAAUCACUUCUUUCAGAAACUAGUAAAUGAAACAUUCCAGAAGCUCUGGUUCACCCCAACACCUCAGAACGAUAAGGAAGCAAUGACCAGGAAAAUCCUGAAUAUAACAGACGUGGUAAGAAAGGAUAUAUUUCCUAACUUAACGUAAUGUAUUGUUGCAAUUAUUAUCUAGUUAUUCACUGUACCCCUCCGUAUUUUAGGUUGCAGCUUGUAGGGAUACAGGCUAUGACUGGUUUGAGCAACUUCUUCAGAAUGUGAGUAUAGCUAAAAAUCUAAUUACCUACUUUUGGUCUACCCUUGCACCUGGAAACUGUGCAUCCCUCUAAAAGUUUUAUGUAGGACUUGGCACUAUUGCUGAUUAAACGGUGCUAUUCAUUAUACAAGGGAGAGCACUUAACAGAUAUUUGCAAUUUUGAUGUUAUAUGUCUCGAUCAUAGAUUACACCGCUGCUCUUGAUGUUCUCACUAUUCCCCACAUUCUUCUAUUCUAAUUCCACAAGCUAUUCUGGUCUCCUCUCAUCUGAUCGAGGGUGCAAUAAAUGGAUAGCUCUAACUUGGCAUUUUUUGUUGCUAAACAUAACAUUUUGGCUUGAGUAGUUAAAUAAGACCUAAUCACUUAACAGAUUUGUUUUACACCGUGACUGUGUUUGCUUGAUAGCUGUUAAAGAUCGAAGAAGAUGCUUCAUAUAAACCCGUGAAGAAAGCCUGCACCCAGCUGGUUGACAACCUUGUCGAGCACAUCCUGAAAUACGAGGAGUCCAUGGCUGGUAUGUUCUUCCAAAGCUAUUAUUUCAGCCUAAUUUUGUAAUGCAUACAUCACAGACCCCUUAAACGUUGUAACUCACCUCAGAUGCGUUCUCUGGAAGAAAGGAGGAACCCUAAAAGCCAAGCAGAUUUUCCAAGGCGGCAAGAAAAAAAAGUUUAUUUUUAAAAUAAAAACUUUUUGACUAGUUUCGAAUCUCAUCAUUCAAAAAAAAUUUAAUCCAUUAAAGCAUAUAAUUGUGUUUUUUGAACUUGUAGUUAUGGCACAUUAUCCCACCCUUCAUCUCUGCAGUUUGUUGCAAAGAAAACUACUUUUCUUUCAGCACACCAGGCUUAGUAAAUUAUUUCACUGAUGUCUUUUUAAUCCCCUGUUUGUAUUUUAUUUACAGAGACUGACAGCAAAGGUGUGAAUUCCGGUCGUUUGGUUGCUUGCAUAACCACUCUGUUCUUAUUCAGCAAAAUCCGGCCUCAGCUUAUGGUUAAGCAUGCCAUGACCAUGCAGCCUUACCUUACCACUAAAUGUAGCGUAAGUACAUAUGACACAAUAUUCCAAGCUUAGCAGACUUCAUGUACUCCCCAUGUAAUCUGUUUUACAAACCGUUUUUUUGAAUCUUGUAUUUAUUUAUUUUUAAUUGGUAUUUAAAUGUCCUCUGUUUUGCUCAGUAGGCAUGCUUUUCAAAUUCCCUUUAAAAAGCAAAAUAAUAAUACAUCUCUAGUUUAGGUAGAAUUAUAAACUCCCACUGCAUUGAGAUAUUUACUAUCUGCAACACAAACUCAGUGAACUAAUUUAAGGUUGAUGGCCAUAAUAGAGAAACUAUGAGUGUUAUUUACUAAAGGAAAAAUUGUUGGCAAUGCAAAAUUAAUUUCCGAUUUAAGGCCAAAAUUGCCAAACUGGUUGUAAUAGUUAGCUAUGCUUCCAGUUCCGCUAUUUUUGCUUUACAUUUUAAAUUCACUUUGAAUAUCUGGCAAUAUUCUUCUUUUUUUUAAUUUAUUUUUUUUAAGUGAAUAAUGCUGUAUGCAAUACUUUAACCAGAAUGAAAUGAAAAAGGAUUCAUUCACAUUAUACCUUUAAAUUGAAAUGUUGAAGCCUAAAUUAACUUGUACGGUGAUCUUGGUCCCCCUCAUUUUUUUAAAUGCAUUUCACACGGUUUUCUUUUUAACAGACACAAAAUGAUUUCAUGGUGAUAUGCAAUGUUGCCAAAAUCUUAGAAUUGGUUGUCCCGCUUAUGGAGCACCCCAGCGAGACAUUCUUGGCAACAAUUGAGGAAGAUCUCAUGAAGCUUAUUAUCAAAUACGGCAUGACGGUAAGCCACUCAUUCUUCACUAACAUUUAUAUAUAGUGCUUAUCGGUUUUCUUUUUGGUCGUGUAGAAAUUAUAUUGUAUCUGAGGUAGCAAGUAUUAUUUUUGCUUUUUCAAUCUUCUGAUUCAAAGAUGUUUGUUAAAUAUGUUAAAUAGUGCUGCUAAUGAUUUUAGUAUGUUUACCGUUGAAAUAGGUAGUCAAAUUGACCCCUUAAAGGACCACUAUAGUGCCAAGAAAACAAGCUUGUUUUUCUGGCACUAUAGGGUCUUUAGAUCCCCUCCCCACCCUCAGGGUCCCACUCUCGCCGGGCGGAAAGGGUUAAAAUCUUACCUUUCUCCAGCGUUGGGCUCCCUCGGCGUUGGGGAACUCUCUCCAUCUUCCGACGUCAGCGCUGAAUGCGCAUGCACGUCAAGAGCUGUGCUCAUUCAAUCAGUCUAUAGGAAAGCAUUUCUCAAUGUGACGUCUGGAUUAACCCUAUUGUAAACAUAGCAGUUUCUCUGAAACUGUUUACAGCUGCAGGGUUAACCCUAGAUGGACCUGGCACCCAGACCACUUCAUUGAGCUGAAGUGGUCUGGGUGCCUAUAGUGAUACUUUAAACAUAACAUUCCUAUAUGCACAUCAUGCGGCUUACCACACGUAAGACAUCACAUGUGAUGUCACUGCUGUCCAGCACCAACUUGAUAACGUAUAGUGCCAGUGCUAUAUGGAAUGAUUCCAUGUACAUGAAGUCCAUUCAUUUACAUGUGCAAUUAACAGAGCACUCUAGUGAUGGCUAAUACUUUCAGCAUUUAAAUUAAAGCCAUUGCCAAAGCUAGACAUCAUUGGUAUAACCUAUAGUACGUUUGAAAUGAUAUGCUUGAUUUUUGAAACCCUAUUAUUGAAUAUAUGUGUGUAUUUUAUAUAUAAGCAAAAAUACACACACUGCUCAAAAUGUUCACCCCUGGUGAGUAUACCAUUAUCCCUCUGGGCUUGCAGUAUAUAUAAUGUAUAUCCUGAAUGUAUGUGUAUUUAUACUAACAUUUAAUCUUAUUUAUUUCCAUUUCAGGUGGUCCAGCAUUGUGUCAGUUGUCUGGGAGCGGUUGUAAAUAAAGUAACCCAAAAUUAUAAGUUUGUUUGGGCCUGUUUUAACAGAUAUUAUGGUAAGAAAGUAUUGUGACUUGUAAGCACAAGUUAGGCUGCAUAGUGUUAAUAUUUUUGAAACUCUUGACAACACCAGUUGUAUUGGUUGCUGGCGCAGAGGUUUAGUCUGUCAUGAAUAUAAACAGCACGGUGUUCGUUAUAAGUAAUGCUAUAUGCAUAGUUCGGGAACGUCAUGUCUAUUAUUCGAUUUAUUUGUAUAGACCAGGCAUAGGCAGCCUUCGGCACUCCAGAUGUGUUGGACUACACCUCCCAUGAUGAUUUGCCAGCAUUAUGGGAGUAAGCAUUAUGGGGGAUGUAGUCUACACCAUCUGGAGUGCCGAAGGUUGCCUAUCCCUGGUAUAGAUGAAACACGGACAUCUUACAUCUAGGAUAUACUUCAUUGUUAAAUCUUUUUCCUAUCUUUGCAAAAUAUCUAAAAACUGCUAGAGAUAAUAUUACCAUAGAUUUCUGCUGGUAUUUAAAAUGUAUAUUUGUUUUGAAAUAGUUUUAAUAGUCUGUGUGGCAAGAAUUCUGAUAUUGUCACCUGUGUGGUAUAAGUUGGUUUUGCAGAUGUGCUGUAGGAGUAGAAGCUCCCUGUUGUGUAGCUCUCUUGGCAUUUAGUUUAUGCUCUAAAUAAAAGCCAACAUGUCGCACAGGUGUAUGUGUAGUUUGAGCGUGUUUAUUUUGUAUAGUUUUGUAUUAUAAAUUUAGUUUUUUGUUCUUUUUGUAAAUUCUUUUUUUUUCUUUUUUUCUUACAGGAGCACUUUUAAAAUUAAAAAGUCAGCAUCAAGAAGACCCAAACAGUACUGUCCUCACUACAAACAAGCCAGCACUUCUUCGAUCCCUCUUUACAGUUGGAGCAUUGUGUCGCCAUUUUGAUUUUGAUCAGGAAGACUUCAAAGGAAGCAGUAAAGUAAAUAUUGCGGUUUGUAAUCCAUUUUUUUCAUCUCAUUCAUUGCCAUUGCAUGUAAAAAUCAUUAAAUUAGUGAAAAAAACAGGUUUAUAGAGAGCGCAAAAAAAAUAUCAGUAAAAUAGUGGAUUUUCGAAGCAAGUGCUUCAAAUUAUGAUUAUCCACAAGAAAAAGUUAAUACAAAGCUGCCGGAUACACUAAAAACCUUCCCAAGUUUUAAAACAUCAUGUGUGACAUAAAUUGAAAUAAAAACAGUAUCAGCGCUUAGUUAAUAUACCCCUAUUUUUUGUAUAUGGGUCAACAACAAAAAUAUAUUGAAUAAAUUAAAGAGUCCCAGUUUCAAUCUUCAUGGGGUGUUUUCAAAUGUCCGCAGGGAUUUGAUAGUUGUAACAGUAAUUGAUGUAAAAAGACUUUGUCUUUAUAUGUAUCCAACAAUUAAAAGUGGUGAAACUUAUUUCUAAGGUUCACAAUAAAAACGUAGAAAUGCAGAAUAUUGGUUGGUGAAUAUAAAGUUACCGCUCCAUGGGUGUUAUUUCCAGACCGGUCCUGUGCACUCGGAUCGAUCCUCACUGGGAAGCCAACUAGCCAAUCUUACUGCAGUCUCUCCAAAUUCAAAAAUCCCGCCAGAAACACGAUCUACGCGUUUCACUCAUUCAAAUGAGCUUUCUCAAGAUAGGUUUUAUUCAAAAAUAUAUUGAAUAAAUUAAAUAAAGAGUCCCAGUUUCAAUCUUCAUGGGGUGUUUUCAAAUGUCCGCAGGGAUUUGAUAGUUGUAACAAUAAUUGAUGUAAAAAGACUUUGUCUUUAUAUGUAUCCAACAAUUAAAAGUGGUGAAACUUAUUUCUAAGGUUCACAAUAAAAACGUAGAAAUGCAGAAUAUUGGUUGGUGAAUAUAAAGUUACCGCUCCGUGGGUGUUAUUUCCAGACCGGUCCUGUGCACUCGGAUCGAUCCUCACUGAGAAGCCAACUAGCCAAUCUUACUGCAGGUAUCUUGAGAAAGCUCAUUUGAAUGAGUGAAACGCGUAGAUCGUGUUUCUGGCGGGAUUUUUUAAUUUGGAGAGACUGCAGUAAGAUUGGCUAGUUGGCUUCCCAGUGAGGAUCGAUCCGAGUGCACAGGACCGGUCUGGAAAUAACACCCAUGGAGCGGUAACUUUAUAUUCACCUACCAAUAUUCUGCAUUUCUACAUUUUUAUUGUGAACCUUAGAAAUAAGUUUCACCACUUUUAAUUGUUGGAUACAUAUAAAGACAAAGUCUUUUUACAUCAAUUACUGUUACAACUAUCAAAUCCCUGCGGACAUUUGAAAACACCCCAUGAAGAUUGAAACUGGGACUCUUUAUUUAAUUUAUUCAAUAUAUUUUUGUUGUUGACCCAUAUACAAAAAAUAGGGGUAUAUUAACUAAGCGCUGAUACUGUUUUUAUUCCAUCAUUAAAUUAGUGCUUAUGUUUGAAGGUGUGAAUGUUAUUAGUUCCCUAUUGUCUAGUAGUCUGAUAGGACUUGACAUGAGAAUCAUAUUUAUACACGUCACUUGGAGGCAUGUGGCUUUAAGUAAACAUUCACAACUCAUAGGACAUUUUCUUUUGUCAUUUUAAUAGUUGCACCUAUGUAAAUAUUUCAUUAUUAGCUUCUUGAAGUUUCAUACCUCAAUAUCUCACAUGCUGUAUUUAAAUGCUACUAUUUAGUAUUUACAGGACCAUGGCAUUUACACGGUAGAGUAAAAUUCUCAGUUUCUGUUCAAGACUUCCAAGCUGAAAAUGUUAUGGGAGUUGUAGUUGCCUGCCGAGCCACCACUGAUAUACUAUUUUGCAUCUAUCACAAAAGCACUAUGUAGUUCAAGCUUUGUCCAACCAUUUCAAUACCAAUGAAAAUGAUUUUUUUUGGUUUCAUUUUUCAGGUGAACAUAAAAGAUAAAGUUCUUGAGCUAUUGUUGUACUUUACAAAGCAUUCAGAUGAGGAGGUACAGACAAAAGCCAUUAUCGGUCUUGGUAAGUGAUUUCAUAUUCUUACCUUCAGUUAAUUGUAUUCCUGUCACAUUGUUUUUAAAGUUACAGUUCAUGCUUAAAUCAUUUUCCACCUGUGGAGUUUCAAGCUAUGGCCUGAGUUUACUUCCUAUUACUGUGGCUCAUUAUGCUAUUUGUUCUCCUAAGGUUUUUCAUUCAUCCAGCACCCGAUUCUAAUGUUUGAAGUGGACGUGAAAAAUCUAUACAACAACCUCCUAUCAGAUAAGAACUGCUCGGUGAAUUUGAAAAUUCAGGUUUUAAAAAACCUUCAAACCUACUUGCAAGAAGAAGACACGCGGAUGCAACAGGCAGACCGAGACUGUAAGUUACAGAGACCAUGCUCUGGUGCUGGAAGCUUUUCAUAGACCGUCCAUAGCCAAUUGCAUGCCCUGCUAUUGGAGAAUAUUAAGGCUAUUAGACUUUAACAGACACCCUGUCAUGUAACUUUGAAACACUUGCACUUCAUAGGAAAAAAAAAUUUAAUCUAUUUUCAAAUGGCAUCAAAUUUCACACUGUGCAAGCCAAAUAAAAUACAUCAUUAUUUAUGUAUUUUUGUUUGAAGUUGUUGCACUAUGCUCAUGGCAAUGAAUUGCAUACUCAAACGCAAUAGUGCUCAGAUGCAGUUUUGGGAUGCUGCACAGUAAAUAGCAGGGGCAGUCACAAUGUGAUAUCCUUUCACCAACGCAUGUGAUCACAGUAACUGUAUUUCCAUAUUGUCUGUUUGAUUCUGUUUAUUUCCUUAUGGUUGCAUGGUGUUUGUAGUCUUUACUAAAGUGACCUGUGCCCUGAUCUUUAGGGAAAAAGAUGUCCAAGCAAGAAGACUUAAAAGAAAUGGGAGAUAUUUCCUCAGGGAUGAGCAGCUCCAUUAUGCAGCUUUACCUCAAGCAGGUCCUGGAGUCUUUCUUCAGCACCCAAUCCAGUGUGCGCCACUUCGCUCUCAAUGUCAUUGCUUUGACUUUAAAUCAAGGCCUCAUUCAUCCUGUUCAGGUAGAAAGCCGUAGCCUUUCUUACUACAGAAGUCCAGUAAACCUUUCUAUAAUAUGGACUGUCUUUCAGGUUUCAAUUUAUUGGUGAUAGUGUUUCAUAUAAUGCCUUAUUUUGCUUGUGCCAUUUUCAGUGUGUGCCAUAUCUGAUUGCCAUGGGAACAGACCCUGAGCCGUCCAUGCGGAACAAAUCAGAUCAGCAGCUUGUGGAAAUAGACAAGAAAUACACUGGAUUCAUUCAU